Prunus dulcis (almond) is the source of this 2185-nucleotide messenger RNA. RefSeq lists its product as uncharacterized. Lineage: Eukaryota; Viridiplantae; Streptophyta; Magnoliopsida; Rosales; Rosaceae. The coding region runs from base 92 to 745 and encodes 217 amino acids. The transcript has a single exon. Gene Ontology annotation, molecular function: nucleic acid binding; zinc ion binding. The record is from RefSeq and is a predicted model, not a curated record.
AGGGACGGAUGGCAUGUUACGAAAGUAGUUUUUACCUGCUGAUUAUACCAUGGAGUUACAUAAGUGGUUUCAUAAUUUAAAGCGAUGAGACAUGUCUAUUGAAGAAUAUACGUCAGAGUUUAAUAAUCUUUCAAUUCAAGUUGGUUUGAAUAAGACUAAUGAACAGAAGACGUCUUGUUAUCUUUCUGGUUUGAAUAAGACAAUUCGAGAUGAGAUGGGGGUGGUCCGUUUGUUCAACCUUGAAGAUGCUCGACAAUAUGCUUUAAUGGCAGAAAGAAAACUAUCACGUCUUGGUGGAAAGAGAGCAGUUUCUAGCAGCCCAGAUACGGGUUGGCAAAGAGAUACUGUUGUUGUUCAUGGCGUCCAAAGUGAUGAAGAAGCCAAUCCAAGUACUCGAAUAGGUGGUAGGAACUUGGGUGUUGAUAAGAAUGUAAAGUGGAAGAAAAUAAAACAAUUUCAUUCUCCAAACAGUGCUAUUGUCAAGGAUUCCAAGGCUGGAAGUACUUCACAAGCUCGAUAUUUCAAUUGCGGAGAGGCGGGGCAUAAAUCUUACGCUUGUCCACAAAGAAGAAUAAAUUUGGUAGGUGAUAAGAUCAACUUUCCAGAGCCCGUGUAUGAUGUUUAUAGCAAUGAAGAGGAAGUUAUUGAUCUCUCACCAGUUGAAGGAGAAUGUUUGUUGGUAAGGCAAGUGAUGACAACUCCCAAAAUUAAGGAAGAAGAUUGGCGUCGACAUAAUAUAUUCUGAACAUGAGUCCUUUGUGGGGGAAAGAUGUGCAACGUGAUUCUUGAUGGAGGAAGUAGUGAAAACAUUAUCUCAAAAGAGGUGGUAGAAAAAUUGAAGUUACCAAUUGAGAAGCAUGCUAAUCCCUACGAAGUUGCAUGGUUUCGAAAGGGAAGCGACGUACCAAUCACUUCAAGGUGUUUUGGUUAAAUUCACUAUUGGUAAUACCAUUGAGGAUGAAGCUUGGUGUGAUGUUGUUCUCACAGACGCAUGUCAUAUCUUAUUGGGAAGACCAUGGUUGUUUGACAAAGACAUGAUGCGUUCUACUAAAGCUAACACCUAUUCAUUCUAUAAGGAUGGGAGAAGGUGGACUUUGCAGCCACUUGAAGAAGGAUUCUGCCAUGUUCCUAAAGAUGAAGGGUUCAUGGUCAUUUGAGAGCUUAUAAGUUUGACAUUGAGAGCAAGGAGGUGGCGUCUGUGUAUCCACUUGUUGCUAAGAAGGAUGUUGAGGGAGCUUCGAAUAAAUUGGAAGAUGACAAUCUCCUAAAUUUAGAAAACCCUCCCGUGUUUGACUAUUGUUUGGAAGAAGAUUGUGAAGUUUGUUUGGGAAUUGAGAAAGCUUUUGACAAGGUAUUUGGUGAGAGCAAACAAGCUGAAUCUAGUGGAAUCUUGAAGGCAGUGAAUCAUGAAGAAGUUGGGUUUGAACUUUUGAAGCAACACAAUCAACCCACGUUUGAAGGAAAGGUGAUUCAAGAAAUUCUUGAGGGAAUUGUUGGAGAUGAGAUGAAUUCCUUCGAAGGUGAUACUUAUGAGUAUGCUGAUUUUCUUGGGGUUGAUUAUUUUAAUUUGCAAACUACCAAGACCAUCAUUGACCUUGUUAGACUACUGGUUUUUGGCGUGAAGAGUUUUUGGGCUGAGAGCUUGGCUGCAGAAGAUAUCUGGUACUGUUCCAGAAGGAUCAAAUAUUCUAAAUAUCUAUUUCUUUGGAGUGGGAAGGUUCAAUAUCAAGGCCAAAGUUCUAUGGACAACUUAUCUAAGAAGAGGUUAUGUCUAGGCGGUUUUCACCAAACGAUUGGAAUUCCAGUAAGAAUUCUUCCCAACUCGAUGGAGUUGAUGCAAGAGCAUCUAUUAGACUUCCCUAAUCUAAGUGGGCAUCAGCCAAUAAGGCCAAGUUUUAGUAGUAAUAAAUUAAUAGGUUAUUUUAUUACUUGUUUUCCUAUUCUUACUAGGAUUUGGUUUAAAUUCCUGUUUAGGUGUUUAAUUUCCUAUGUCAAUUAGGUUUUCUAUAUUCUUGUAGAAAUAGACUAUUAAGAGACUCUUGUAUUUAGUUUUUGUUGAUGAAUAUAAUUUCAGACUUAGUCUAUAGAAUUUCUAUUGGGAUUUUGCCCUAGAACUCAGUUAUCUUCGUUCCAACUUCGAUUCUACUGCCUAUCCUUCUAUCCUCUGUAUUUUGGGUAUGUUUGG